CCCGAAAAAUCCAAACCCACAACAUGAUGCCGAUGAGGUCGGUCUGGCACUAACGUGCUCCGGUAUCACGUCCGUUUCAAUAAAACUCCCCACGCCCGCGGGCCUCCCUCUAAAAGAUCACUAGAUCUCAGCUCUCGCCGGUUCGUCUCGCUCCUCGCUCCUCGCUCCUCGCUCCUCGAUCCCAAAUCCGAUGAAGAAACCCCGCGGGGAUGUCGCCAGCGUUCCGCUCUCGAGAUUCGGCGUCUUGGUCGCGCAACUCGAGUCCAUCGCCGCCUCCGCUCGUCAGCAGCCUCCCGAUCCCCUCCUCUGCUUCGAUCUCCUCUCCGAACUCGUCGUCGCCAUCGAAGACGAGCCCAAGGAAGCUAUACAACAAUCACAGAGGAAAUGCGAGGAUGCUUUAUACUCUUUGCUUAUUUUAGGGGCUCGUCGGCCUGUUAGGAGGUUGGCAUCGUUAGCAAUGGGCAAAGUGAUAGCAAAGGGCGAUGGGAUUUCUAUUUACUCGCGAGUGAGCACUUUUCAGGGAUGGCUCGUUGAUAGCAAAAGAAACGAGCCACUUUCUUGUUCAGGUGCGGCACAAUGUUUGGGUGAGCUAUACCGCUUGUUUGGACGAAGGAUUACCUCUGGUUUGGUGGAAACCGCCAACAUCGCAGCGAAACUAAUGAAGUAUCAUGAGGAUUUUGUAAGGCAAGAUGCAUUACAGAUGCUUGAGAAUGCAUUGGGAGGUUCAGGGGGUAGUGGUGCUUCUGCAGCUUACUCUGAAGCUUUUCGUAUUAUCAUGCGAGUAGGUGCGAGUGACAAGUCUCCUAUUGUAAGGAUAGCUGCAGCUAGAUGCUUGAAGACAUUAGGAAGCAUUGGUGGACCUGGCCUAGGGAUCACAGAACUUGAAAAUUCCAUUGUUCAUUGUGUAAAGGCUCUUGAAGAUCCUGUUUCAUCUGUUAGAGAUGCCUUUGCUGAAGCCUUGGGUGCUUUGUUAGCUCUUGCAAUGAAUCCUGAUGAACAGGUAAAACAACAAGGAAAAAAUCAUCCUGCUGCUGCUAAGAAAUUGGAUGACUGUUUGCAAAAGCAUUUAAUAUCGCCAUUUACUAGAGCAAGUGGGACGCGUGCAAAGAGCCUGCGAAUUGGACUGACAUUAUCAUGGGUGUUUUUUCUACAGGUGAUCCGGCUCAAGUAUCAUCUCCCAGAUAGUGAACUACAGAACUUUUCGUCACUGACCUUGGAUAUGCUUCAGGGGAAUGCUUCUAUGGAUGUGCAUGCACUGGCAUGUGUUCUGUACAUUCUUCGUGUGGGCAUAACUGAUCAGAUGACUGAGCCAACUCAAAGAGGCUUUUUGAUCGUAAUGGCAAGACAGCUAGAAUCUGGUAAUUAUAGUCCAUCAGUGGGUGUUGCUACAUUGCGUAUCCUCUCAUAUCUUUUGAAAAUAUUGGGAGAGGUUCCAGUGGAAUUCAGAGACAUCCUUGAUAGCACACUGGUUGCAGCAAUGUCUCAUUCUUCGUUGCAUGUACGUACGGAGGCUGCUUUAGCUUUGCGUGCAUUGGCUGAGGUUGAUCCUACUUGUGUCGGCGGUUUGAUUUCCUAUGGCAUGACAACAUUACAUGCACUGAGAGAAAGUACAGCAAGUGGAAAGGGAAAUGAUUUAAGUCUUGAGCUUGAUGCUUUACAUGGACAAGCAACUGCUCUAGCUGCCCUGGUCUUUAUCUCACCAAAACUAUUACUUGGUUAUCCUGCGAGGCUUCCUAAAUCAGUCCUUGAAGUUUCAAAAAGGAUGCUGACUGAAUCUAGUCGCAGUCCUGUGGCAGCAACUGUGGAAAAGGAAGCAGGAUGGGUUCUUUUGGCAUCUCUUAUUAGCUCUAUGCCAAAAGAGGAGCUUCAAGACCAAGUCUUUGAUAUUCUUUUACUUUGGGCAGAACCUUUUCUGGGAAAUCAUGAGUCUUAUAUUAGGAAAAAUCAGGAUUUGAUCUUGGAAAUGCGUGUUAUGACAGCUGCAAUAGAGGCUCUUACUGCUUUUAUUAAAAGCUUCGUCUGUCCAAAUGCGGCUGCUAAAAAUGGUGUAGUCUUGCUUCAACCAGUGCUGGCAUACCUUAGCAGUGCUCUGUCUUACAUAUCAUCUUUAUCGUCCAAGCCCUUGCAAAAUAUAAGGCCUGCAUUGGAUCUGUUCACCGUCAAAACAUUGAUUGCUUAUCAGUCAGUUUCUGACCCAAUGGCAUAUAAAACUGAACAUUCUCAGCUUAUGCAUAUAUGCAGUGUACCAUUCAGUGAUCCUUCUGGAAGUGAAGAGAGUUCGUGCUUGAGGUUCUUAUUGGAUAAGCGAGAUGCAUGUCUGGGUCCUUGGAUACCUGGAAGGGAUUGGUUUGAGGAUGAACUUCGAGCUUUUGAUGGUGGUAAAGAUGGACUUGUGCCCUGUGUAUGGGAGGAUGAACCUAGUAGUUUUCCUCAGCCGGAUCCUGUAAGCAAACUUUUGAUCAAUCAGAAGCUCCUGUGCUUUGGUACUAUAUUUGCAACUGAGGAUAGAAGUGGCAUGAUCAGUCUACUUAACAAAAUUGAUCAAUGCCUUAAGACUGGAAAGAAGCUACCUUAUCAUGCGGCUAGUAUUACUAAUGCAUGUGUUGCUCUCCUGGCUGGCUUGAAGGCUCUGCUUGUUUUGCGCCCUCAAACACUAGGAGCUGAAAUCUUGAGCUCUAUUCAGUCUAUUUUCCAGAGUAUUCUAGCAGAUGGAGAUACUUGUCCUGCACAAAGAAGAGCCUCUUCUGAGGGUCUCGGUUUAUUAGCUCGUCUUGGCAAUGAUAUUUUCACAGCAAGAAUGACACGAAGUCUUCUUGGAGAGCUUGGUUCAGCAACAGACCCAAGCUGCAUUGGAUCUAUUGCACUUUCAUUGGGUUGCAUUCAUUGCAGUGCAGGAGGAAUGGCAUUAUCUACAUUGGUACCAGCAACUGUAAGUUCAAUUUCUUUGCUUGCUAAGAGUUCAAAUCCUGGUCUACAGUUGUGGGCUCUGCAUGCUCUUCUUUUGACUAUUGAAGCUGCUGGUUUGUCAUAUGUUUCCCAAGUUCAGGCCACACUCUCCCUUGCCAUGGAAAUUCUUUUGUCAGAGGAGAAUGGUUUGUCUGAUCUUCGGCAGGAGUUAGGCUGUCUAAUAAAUGCCAUAGUAGCUGUUCUUGGCCCUGAGCUUGCUCCAGGAAGUACCUUUUUUUCCCGUUGCAAGUCUGCUAUUGCAGAAAUAAGCUCUUGCCAGGAGACAUCGACUCUUCUUGAGUCUGUUAGGUUCACUCAACAACUUGUUCUUUUUGCUCCACAAGCUGUUUCUGUGCAUUCUCAUGUUCAAAGUCUUCUCCCAACGCUCUCUUCUAAACAGCCUAGUCUUAGAUAUCUGGCUGUUUCAACUUUGCGCCAUCUAAUCGAAAAAGAUCCGGUUGCAAUGGUCGAUGAGAAAAUUGAAGAAAACUUGUUCAGUAUGCUUAAUGAGGAAACUGAUUCGGAGAUUGGAAGUCUAGUCCGCUCAACAAUUACUCGAUUGCUUUAUACAUCGUGUCCUUCAUGCCCAUCACGUUGGUUGGCUAUCUUUCACAACUUGGUUCUUGCAACAUCGACGAGGAAGAAUGCUUCUGAGAAGCAUGGAAAUUUACAAAAUGACCACAGUGCUACAUCUGAAGGUGAUGGAAGGCUAUUUUAUGGAGAAGAUGAUGAGGACAUGAUUGCUAGCUCUGGUGAGCAGUUGCAUGGUGCUGACUCUAUCGUCAGUACUAUUCUUAAAAGAGAGAAACAUCUAAGAUACCGGACCAGGGUAUUUGCUGCUGAGUGCUUGAGCAAUUUGCCAAAAGCUGUUGGAACAGACCCAGCACAUUUCGACCUCUCUAUGGCAAGGAAGCAACCCACUAAAGAACACAGUUCCUCUGGUGAUUGGCUAGUGCUUCACUUACAAGAGCUACUGUCCCUUGCUUAUCAGAUAAGCACUGGUCCGUUUGAAGGCAUGCAGUCAAUAGGUGUGAAACUUUUAAGUGUCAUAAUGGAGAAGUUUGGAAAUAUCCCAGAUCCGGAACUGCCUGGACACCUUUUGUUGGAACAGUAUCAGGCUCAACUUGUCUCUGCAGUUAGAUCGGUCAUAAGUAUGUCUUCUGGUCCUCUCCUUUUGGAGGCUGGUCUCCAGUUAGCCACAAAGAUUCUAACAAGCAGCAUUAUUAGUGGGGACCGUGUUGCUCUUGAUCGUAUGUUUUCAUUAAUUUCACGCCCAUUGAAUGACAUUAAAGAUUUGUAUUAUCCAUCUUUUGCUGAAUGGGUUGCUUGCAAGAUCAAGGUUAGACUUCUGGAAGCCCAUGCCUCCAUCAAGUGUUAUGUGUAUCAGUUUCUUACAGAGAACAAAGGUAUUCCGGAAGAAUAUCAGCAGUUGACACCUCGGUUCUCUAGCUGCUCAAGCAUUUUGGGGAAGUACUGGAUCUGUGUCCUGAAGGACUAUAUGUAUAUUAGCUUUGGACUGAAUACAAAGUUUAGGUACAAUCCUUUCCUUGAUGGCAUUCAAUCUCCAUUGGUCACUUCCAAGCUGCAAUGCUGUCUAGAAGAAUCUUGGCCACUCAUUUUGCAAGCGACUAGUCUUGAUGCAGUUCCUAUUAAUAUUGAAAUGAAUAGCACAGAAAAAUCCAAUGCUGAAGAUUUAUCAAAACGUUCACUAAUAUCGGGCCACAACAUGGUCAAAUUAGAAUUCCGGGAUUAUCAGUUUCUGUGGGGGCUAGCAUUACUUGUUUUGUUCCAUGGUCAGCAACCAGGGAUAGGCUCAAUCCUAAAGGCACCUCUUCUUUGGAGAAAAUAUAAUCAUGAUGGAGAUGCCAUGGCUCAAAAGAAAGUUGAUUUAACCUCAGAUGAAGUUUGGCCACCAGUACUUCAAUCUCUCUCGAAAGAUGCAUUCUUUUGUUAUGAAUUUCUUACGUUGGACCUUUGUCAAGAACUUCUUCAGGUUCUUAUAUAUGCUGAUAUCAUGGCUGACUCGCGGAAUAAUCAUGCUGUAUGUUUAUUAUCACAGAUUGUUAUUAGCUGCCCUGAUGUUUUUUUUGAAGUGGAAGACUUCACAGCUUCAGCUACAGAACUGUAUUUCAAAUGCUUGUCAAUAACACUUCAAAGUAAAAAUGUCAUUUUGCCCGAUUUGGUUUCCAAAUUAUCUGUGGUUGCUCAAGAAAUAGCACGCCAGGUGAAGGAUAAGAAAAAUCAGAUAAGGUUCAUAGUGGCGCUUAUGUCAGUUUCUUGUGAAUUGUUCGAGGAAGCUUCAACCAAUAUGUGCCUGCCAAGAGUAAUCGCCUUUCUACAAAAUAUAAUGCCUUUCCUGAAGAAAUAUAUCAGAGAUGAAGCUGGUAUAGAGACAAAUGAUCUUUCCUGUCAAGAACCAGUCUUGGGAGCUUGGAGGAGUAUGCUUGGAUUUUUGUGUCAAGACUGCAUUAAAAGAACUCGUCUUAUGGAGAAUAAAACCAGUGACUCAAGCAGAGUUCUCGGAAAGAUACUUAGUUUCUGUUUAGAAGAAUUUGUGGCUCUUACCAAAUUAGUUCAUGAAACUCUGUAUUGUGGACGGAGAAAAGAAAAAAACCAUAUUCUUCUAUUUGCUAUUGUCAGUCAUUGCACAAGAUGCAUGAGAGAUACUUUAAAUGAGGAGAACACACAGGUGCAGACAAUUGGACUCCAUGUUCUGAAAAACAUUGCUCAGAGAGAAAUUGCUGAAGGCCUGAAUAUGAAGAACCAUUCUUUCUCUCUAUUCUUCAUUGGAGAAUUCUUUGGAGAUGUUUUUCUUCUGAUCCAACGUACAUUGAAGGAAAGUAUUAGCAGGGAAUCCGUAUCAAUUAUUGAAGAAUGUUUAAGGCUAUUGCUUCUCCUUUACACACUUUCAAAAGAAAGGGAAGAUUUGCGGGAGAUUACAAUGUUGCUUUUGGAAGCUCUUCUCAUGGUUUUCUAUGUAUCCAGUGAAAACUAUUCACAGGAAAUUACUGAUGUCAAAAACAUUGUGAAGAGGCUCGUUUCUCAUCUUGUUCAGAUUCCUUCAUUUGCUAUACAAAUCAAAGAUAUAAUGUUAUCAAUGCAGGGAUCAGUCAGACUGCAACUUCAGGAUUUGAUUCGAGAAUCAAUUAAUCAAGGUCAUAUUACAUUACAAACAAAGAUCAGUUUGCUACCCAAGACGCCUGUACAAUUGAAGCCAAAUGUUAUUGAAGUUCACCAGUCAUGGGCUCCAGAUUUUAUUGUGAAGUAUGAUGACAAAAAUGAACCAAAAGAAGAAGAUGGUGCUGGUGCUGAUGCUGAUGACGAUGAUUGGGAUGCUUUCCAAUCUCUGCCUGCUGCUAACAAUGCAGCUGGAUCUUCAAGUAGCUCACAUUCUGACAUCAUACAGAUGAAGCCAGAUUCAGUUAGUGAACUUUCAUCUCCAGUAAUUGAUCAUCACUAUGAAGAAAUUGAUGAUGGCCAUCUGUCUGAUCUCCAAAAUGCUGUGGUCUUCAAAAAUGCAAGUGAGACACAGGAAUUUGAGAUUAGCACUGGGCAAGAAAGGAUUUCUCCCGAUAAAGAUGGAACUCAGGCAAGCUUGGAUUCCCAAAAUCAGGAGAUCGAGAAAGAUGAAUCUGAGGAAUCUUCUAAUCCUGAUCAUUUUAUAGAUAAAGAAAAGAACUGUAAUAAAGAUGAACUUGAGGAAACCUGGGAUUCUUCGGCUUCUGAUAUUAAGAAGGAUGAACCUCAGGAAUCUGAGGUUGGAAAAGAUGAAACAGAGGAAUUUUCUGAUCCCCAUAAUUUUACAAGCAAUGAAAGGACAGACUGUAAGGAAAAUGAACUUGAGGAAACCUCAAAUUCUACGCUUUCUGAGGUUAAAGAUGAACCUCAGAAAUCUGAGGUUGAAAAGGAUGAUCUUAAAAAAGAUGAAAUUGAGCCAUCUUCUAGUCCUUAUCAUUCCACAGACAAAGAAACGAGUCAUGAUAAGAAUGAAUGUGGGGCGACUUUAGAUUCUCAACACUCUGAGAUUGAAAGAGAUGAAUUCAUGGAAAUUUCUAGUUUCCACCAUCCUGGGGCUGAUGAAACACUUGAAAGUGGAAGCGAUGAUAGUGUGCAACUCGGUCUCGAGCAUGUACCUUCAUCUCCAAACGACUACGAGGAAAGAAGCAAUGGCCAGCACUUAGACUGCAGUACUGAUUAA
Messenger RNA from Asparagus officinalis (garden asparagus), 7144 nucleotides. Its product is annotated as HEAT repeat-containing protein 5B. The record is from RefSeq and is a predicted model, not a curated record. The transcript is spliced from 49 exons. The coding region runs from base 191 to 7144 and encodes 2317 amino acids. Gene Ontology annotation, biological process: carbohydrate metabolic process. Lineage: Eukaryota; Viridiplantae; Streptophyta; Magnoliopsida; Asparagales; Asparagaceae.